AAGAGAAAAAAAAACGUUAUCUACAUUACGUCAUCUUAUCCGUCUUCACAAAAACUUAGCUUAAGUCACUGAAGCAUCGACUCUCCAAUACAGAUUUGUUUAGAAAGAAGAAGGAAGUGGAAAAUGGAUGGAUUGCAGGAAAUGGGGAUUCCAAUUCUGGGGAUUGUUGCAGCUGCCGCCAUUACCUUCUACGCUGUAAGCUUUUCAGAGCUUCGAGAGAAAUCAUUCAAAGAUUUGGAUGAAUUGGAGGAUCAGAAAGGAGGGUUUCAGAUGACUUCAAGUUCUAGAGAAAGGCGAGCAAGAAGGAAGGCUGAAAAGGAAGCUAAAAGAUGAUCAUUUUGUAAGAUAAUUUGCCUCUUUUACAAGCCUUUUCAUUUUUUUUUUGUAAUGUCAGUUAAGGAUUCUAAUAAGAACUUUUAUUUCAAGAAAUGUAUCUGGAAAAAGAGCAACUCUGCUUUGAAAUCUAUAUCAAAUAUCAUAUUAACAACAUCCAAGAUGCAGAAGGAUUUAUAUGUUCCUUGAGAGAAGGCAUGAUUCUGUCCUUCAAGCCAUUCAUUGCAACUAUUUGCCGCUACUUUUUCUGAUUCUUCAAUUCCUUCACUCUCUCUUCAGUGGCUUUCAGUGCUUUUCCAUAUUUGCUCGUUAACUGGAAACAAGAAGCGGCGGAUCAAAUUCUUAGAAAACAUGUAGAAUUGAUACUCAUUACUCAAUCAUGUUAUUAUUAGACUUUUUUAGAUACCCCAUCAACUUCUUGAGGAGAGAUCGUAAAUGAUGGAGACAACGUUAUAGUAUCCCCUCCAGUUCUUGUUAUCAAACCAUUUUCUCGACAUUCAGCUCCAAAACAUUUACCAACUCCUGUUUAUAUCAAUCACACAACAACCUAUAAACAUAACUAUGACCCUGGUAAAUCAAGAUCCACCACAUUUCUAGAGAUUCGUUAUCUUGAGGUUAAGCUGGUUCAGAACUAUCAAGAUUUAUAACCUACUACGCCAUGUUUUUAGGCUAUAAUUAUUUUAUUCAAACCAUAUAAUCUUUCUUUUCACGACAUUAGGCUUGGCCCUGAGACCAAGAUGUUUUUUGAUAUAAGCGAUUAAGAUGUAUAUAUAUCGAUGAGAAUUAUAUAAAGAUAAAACAUACCCCAUUCAGGAGGGAAUGGAUCAUUUGGUGA
Molecule: messenger RNA, 1168 nt
Organism: Cucumis melo (muskmelon)
Lineage: Eukaryota; Viridiplantae; Streptophyta; Magnoliopsida; Cucurbitales; Cucurbitaceae
Exons: 2
Coding region: 124-333 (69 amino acids)
Source: RefSeq, a predicted model, not a curated record